CCUCGCGGUUGGGCCGUUACUGUUGUCGUAGCUUCAGUGGAGUUAGCAUGAAAAAGGGGAAACUUUUCUGAGGAGCUGCAAGGAUGUCUGUGGAGGCGGAAGUUUUGCUGCAGGAGGCGAAGGAGAGUAUAGAGGCAGCACAGAAUUACAGGAGUGAACUACAGCAGAGACUACAGGGCCUCAGCCAGGCACGGAAACAGGUUCGGGGCAGUUCCACUCACACUCGCGAGGCAUUACGGAGGCACUUCCAGGAGCUGCAGACGGCGCUGAGUCGCCUGCUGAGUGACCGGCUGAGCGCACUCUUGCAGGAAGUGGACGCCAUCGAGCAGGACAGUGUCAGCCCGCUGGAUGACUGCCAGAAACUCAUCGAGCAUGGGGUCAGCAUGGCAGACGAACUGCUGCGUGAGGGAGAGGCUGCCCUUCGCUGUGGGAUCAGUGAUAAAGAGGAUAAGCUCUGCAGCUUCGCUAAAAAAGCCCUAAACAUCCAGCUGGACAGCCUCCCGGAAGUUCCUGCGUUAGUGGACGUGCCCUGCUUGUCUGCACAGCUGGACGACUCAUUGCUGCAUGUGAUGCGCGAGCGCGUGGCACGGCACGGCAGUGUAUCGGCUCAUCCGCCCGUACAGAUCGAGGAGCUGGUGGAGAGACCAGGAAGUGUGCUGGUGCGCUGGUGUAAGGUGGAUGAAGACUUUAACCCUCAGGAUUACCGACUGCAGUAUCGCCGUAGCAAUGCGACUCAGUAUGAAGAUGCGUAUAUCGGUAAGGACUGUGAGUUCCUGGUGCUGCAUCUCGAUCCCCACACGGAUUACCUGUUCAGAGUGUGCGCUCGCGGAGAGGGACGAACAGAGUGGAGCCCAUGGAGUGUCCCACAGACAGGAUAUACCACCCUCACACCACACGAGUGGAGUCCAGGUGUGGACGGUUACAUCCUGAGCAGCAGGAAGAACAUUGCGAUGCGCAGUGACGCUAACCCCGGCGCUGGGGGGGUGCUCUACUCCAGCUCCCCGACUUACUUCUGUGGACAAACACUCACAUUCAAGAUUUCGGCGGCUGGACAGAUGGAUAAACGUGACAGUGUUGGAGUUUGUGCGGACAACCACAGCGGAGCAGAGUCUCUGCAGAGAGAUCAGGCCGUCUGCAUCACCACUAGCGGUGCCGUGUUUGUUAACGGGAAAGAAAUGACCAACCAGCUGCCAGCGAUCACCGUGGGGUCUUCGGUCACGUUCGACAUGGAGGUGGUCAGCCUGUUUCCCAUCAGCAACAACAACAACCCCAGCGACGGCGGCACCUUCAAGCUGAGGGUUACGAUUGGCUCAGGGAACAGAGAGGUGGUGUUUUACUGGCUGCUGGAUCAGGUGGUGGACUGCCUGUUUUUCGGCUGCUCUUUCACGCACCCUGGCUGGAAGGUGCUGGUGUUCUGAUGUUGGCGAUGCAGCUUAAAGUGGGGGAGGGGGGUUCCCGGCCUGCUGGACCCACAGUCCUGCAGCACAUUAGUUUUACACACACUCAGAUUUCCCCCGCCAUCUUGAUUAGGUGGACAUUAUCCGUUCUAUCAGUGCAGGUUUCAUUAAAAAGAGACUCAUGAACAAUGUAGGUGUUAAAUGUUUUCACUCUGUCGUCACAUUUGAAUCCUGACAAUACUAUGAGUCUAAGGCUGCGUUCACAUUACAAGCCUCUGCUCAUUUCUGAUUUUUUUUUGCAGAGAUCUGAUCUUUCUUACUGGAUCGUUCACAUUCCUGAACAUAAUUGCUCUCAGCUGUUCAUAUUAGAGCAAAACAAAGGUGAAAACAACAGCUCAGAUACACUGGGACUGAUUUUCCAACAUCUAAGUUUGUUCUUAAGCAUGCGCAUGAGAAGGAUCCUAAGAAAAAGUCUCCAUCAGAUUCAUGAUGCGUUCUUAAAGCACAGAACUGUUCUCACCUUUGUGCUCUUGAGUGUGUGUAGAUUCUGUUCUUACCCAAGAAAAAAAAUCCUACAUAAGAACAUUAGUGAAUGUCAGAGUCUUCGUAACAACUGCGUAAGGGGG
Pygocentrus nattereri (red-bellied piranha) is the source of this 2023-nucleotide messenger RNA. RefSeq names its product cytokine receptor-like factor 3 (gene crlf3). The transcript is spliced from 9 exons. Gene Ontology annotation, molecular function: protein binding. NCBI's taxonomy places the organism in Eukaryota, Metazoa, Chordata, Actinopteri, Characiformes, Serrasalmidae. The record is from RefSeq and is a predicted model, not a curated record. The coding region runs from base 84 to 1418 and encodes 444 amino acids.